This is a messenger RNA of Drosophila mojavensis, 1749 nucleotides long. RefSeq lists its product as uncharacterized. Gene Ontology annotation, molecular function: phosphatase binding. Gene Ontology annotation, biological process: negative regulation of phosphatase activity. The transcript has a single exon. The record is from RefSeq and is a predicted model, not a curated record. Bases 177 to 1538 code for a protein of 453 amino acids. NCBI's taxonomy places the organism in Eukaryota, Metazoa, Arthropoda, Insecta, Diptera, Drosophilidae.
AACCCGUUUUUGAACAAUUAAGGACAAUCACAAUACAAAAGUUCACUCGCAUCAAGUGUCAAUAACAAAAUAAUCAAUCUCAAAAAACAUAUCACUAAACAGAGAAACUAACAAUCAUCAAAUAUACCAUAUAUUUAAUAUAAGUAUAACAGUGAUAUUAUCUCUUCGUAUCCAACAUGAAUCGCAUACAUAUCGAUAGAUCAUUGCCAACGUAUAGGGUUGGUAAGUGGAAGUGGAACGAAAGAAAAGAAAAGCUUAAAUUUCUGCAUUAUACCGAUUUGGAGGGUCAGCCAACACGUUUUAUUUACACAAAUGGUUAUAAGUUUAUUCGCACCAUCAACCAGGACGAAGAAUCGGUUUUACGAGAACAGUUUGUCCGCUCCGAUAACUCAUUCGAUGCGGACACUGUGAUAAUCGAUGAUGUGCGGAAUUUAGUGUUAUUUUUAAUGCCGAAAGAGUUUUUGAACAUGCAGUUUCUUGAAUUUAUGCACCACCCUAUUGUGCAUAGACUGUUGCAUGGUUUAAUUAUAUAUUUUGAAUACUUUUUGCGUUUUGUGGAGCUGAUCCUAAUACAGCGAGAUGAACUCAGUGACACAUACCAGCAGAUUAAGUCACACAAUUCGACUAAAAUUAAGCGAAUUUGGUCCAAAUAUUUGAGCCAAUAUCGAAUUCUGGUCGCUCGAGAUUAUACCGAACUGAUAACGGGCGAUGGAGAUUUACAUCAAUUCUACCAUCUGCGAAGCAAGCUCAAUAUUUCAGCCACGAAGACGGACGGAAUUCUGUACGAUCAAUUCCUAGCGGUUGCAACUCAAAUCGUUUGGAUCACCUUGCACAGGCGGGCAUAUUACGUGAUCGAGAUGGAAAUAAAUCGACUCUUUCGCUCUGAACACUUCUAUACAAAACGACCAGAGUAUCCGAGGUUCACGCCCGCGGAACGUUCGCUGCUCUAUGGGCGCUACAAUAAGAUUGUCAACUAUCGUAAUCAGACCUCACCAUUAAUGCAGGAGAUGCAAAAUAUAUCCACUGCGGAUGUGCCUAUUGUAUUGAUCGGUCGACGUAAAUAUCCUGGCACCGAUCCACGUAUGUUAGAGCUCGAGCUGGAAUAUAUCGUGCCGGGAUCGCAGCUGCGUCUCAUCGAUGUACAGCACGGCAUACUGGGCCAUCCGAAAGCGGUGUACGACACUCUCCUCAGGUUGAAUUGGGCUGCUCUGCGCCAGUCCACGCAUGCCUGGAUAACUAGUAAACAACCAUAUCUACGCAUACCCAACAUCGAAAAUAUAGAGGAGCACAAGUCGUCUGAGGAGUUGAAGUAUCGCUACAAUAUCUUCUUCCAGCACGAGCCAACGAAUCACGAAACACUCGACAAAUGGUUGAAGCGUGAAAAGAUACUGGAAUACUAUAACAAACAUGAAACUGUCAAAAGUGUUUAUGACGAGGCCAAAACCCGUUUGGCAUUCGAAGAAGAAAGGAGCCCCGUCGAUAAGAUUGUUUCUAGCUACUUGGGUAUCAUUUCCAAACUGCGACUAAACAAAAGCUGAUUAUCGAAUAAGCAAAGUAAGGAAAGGCAAAAUGGACUACUGAGCAUAAAGUAACUCCUGAAGGUGAGACAAUGGAUAAUCUGCUGGAGCUCUUUUUAUAUGCCAAUUAUGUUCGAAUUUAGAUUUAAUUAUAGUUCUUUAACUAGUUAAGUCUAAUUUUACUUUGUAACGAAUUAAUAUCUUAAAUAAAUGUAAACAGGACAAGAAUUUA